UUCAUAGGAGACAAGAAGCUAUUAACUGAGAGCAGCUGAGAUUUGGUGCUCUGUAGAUGUGCAAAUUGUGGUCUAAGCAGCGACAUCUUCAGCUUCUGUUAGUCUCAGGAGAAGACAGUCUGGGCUGUGGGUGUAACAGGUCCUUCCAGGCUGACAGCGGAGUCAUUGCAAUGUCCACCUUCCAGUUUCCAAGUUUAUCUGCUGAAGCUCACAGAGAGACUGAAAAGUGAAGUAGUGAUGGGCUGUGUUAUGUCAGGGUGGAAAUGGCCACGAAGAACUUCUGUGGACCACGUAGCACCUGAACCCAUUUUACCCACCCUUGACCUGUCUCUUCAGCAACGUCACCUGCUAUCAGAAUCGUGGAGACUUAUUCAGCAAGAUAUCGCAAAAGUUGGAGUUAUUCUGUUUAUCAGGCUCUUUGAAACCCACCCUGAGUGUAAAGAUGUGUUUUUUCUCUUCCGUGAUGUGGAUGAUCUACAUGAACUGGCAAACAGUAAAGACCUGCGAGCCCAUGGACUCAGGGUCCUAUCAUUUGUGGAGAAGAUUGUUGCUCGGAUCGAUAAUUCUGCCCGGCUGGAAGAGCUAGCAUUGGAACUUGGAAGAAGUCACUACAGAUAUAAUGCUGCUCCUAAAUAUUAUCAGUAUGUGGGCACUGAAUUUAUUUCAGCUGUUCAUCCAAUUUUGAAAGACAAAUGGACACCAGAGCUGGAGAACGGGUGGAAGGGUCUAUUUGCCUAUAUUUGUGCAGUGAUGGAAAGAGGAUACAAGGAAGAAGAAACAAGAAGGGCAGAUGGCAAGACACGUAGCCAUAAAUUACCACAUCAGAGACAGGCCAUGGCUGUUUAGCAAAGAUGCAAGAAAUCACCCUAUGGUAUUGCACAGGGAGGUACACAGUUGUGUGUAGGCAUCAACCACUCUGGGUGGGUGUUUUUUUUAUACAGGUCCUAAUGCCAAUUCUCCAAGUUACUGCAAGGUUUGGUUAAGCAGAUGGCUCUCCGAUAUAGGGAGUCAUUCCGAGUUGUUCGCUCGUUAUUUUUUUCUCGCAACGGAGCGAUUAGUCGCUAAUGCGCAUGCGCAAUGUCCGCAGUGCGACUGCGCCAAGUAAAUUUGCUAUGCAGUUAGGUAUUUUACUCACGGCAUUACAAGGUUUUUUCUUCGUUCUGGUGAUCGUAAUGUGAUUGACAGGAAGUGGGUGUUUCUGGGCGGAAACAGGCCGUUUUAUGGGUGUGUGCGAAAAAACGCUACCGUUUCUGGGAAAAACGCGGGAGUGGCUGGAGAAACGGAGGAGUGUCUGGGCGAACGCUGGGUGUGUUUGUGACGUCAAACCAGGAACGACAAGCACUGAACUGAUCGCAGAUGCCGAGUAAGUGUGGAGCUACUCAGAAACUGCUAAGAAGUGUCUAAUCGCAAUUUUGCUAAUCUUUCGUUCGCAAUUUUGAUAAGAUAAGAUUCACUCCCAGUAGGCGGCGGCUUAGCGUGUGCAAAGCUGCUAAAAGCAGCUUGCGAGCGAACAACUCGGAAUGAGGGCCAUAGUCCACAGUAAUCAGUGUCAUCAGUGGGCAAACUAAUGGACUCUCCUGACACAGGACAGCAGGUCAUACACUAUAGCUCACUCCUAAUUGGAAACACAUUACAGAGAUCUUGACACAAUUGUCUAUAUAAUAUAC
This is a messenger RNA of Pseudophryne corroboree (corroboree frog), 1667 nucleotides long. Its product is annotated as neuroglobin-like. The transcript is spliced from 5 exons. Gene Ontology annotation, biological process: oxygen transport; response to hypoxia. The record is from RefSeq and is a predicted model, not a curated record. Gene Ontology annotation, molecular function: oxygen binding; oxygen carrier activity; heme binding. NCBI's taxonomy places the organism in Eukaryota, Metazoa, Chordata, Amphibia, Anura, Myobatrachidae. Bases 238 to 846 code for a protein of 202 amino acids.